This is a messenger RNA of Fusarium subglutinans, 750 nucleotides long. RefSeq names its product aminoglycoside 3 phosphotransferase. The transcript has a single exon. The record is from RefSeq and is a predicted model, not a curated record. NCBI's taxonomy places the organism in Eukaryota, Fungi, Ascomycota, Sordariomycetes, Hypocreales, Nectriaceae. Bases 1 to 750 code for a protein of 249 amino acids.
AUGGCUACUCCAUCUGCCGCUGCUGUUUGGAACGCAUCGAAAAGUCCUGAGCAGUUUGUAGAGCCUUUUCGCAAAGAUGGUCACGCCUAUCGCAUUCGUAGAGAAGCUGAGGCUAUGAAAUUCGUACAAAGUCACACAUCGAUCCCUGUGCCAGCCAUUCUCGAGACGCAUUUUGGCUCAGGCGGCAAAGAGCCAAGCUGGAUUAUGAUGGAGCGAAUCACUGGAGAGCAACUAGAUAAAUCAUGGCCGAUUAUGACUGACAUGGCAAAGCAACGAGCGAUUACCGAGCUCAGAGAAUAUCUUGCCCAGCUACAUCGCAUUCGUCCAACUGGUUCUGGGUGGAUUGGAUCUUGUUCUGGAGGUCCAGCUUACGACCAUCGACUGAAUAAUAUGUCUAACUGCGGCCCUUUUUCGUCCAUUACCGAGUUUAACGAUUACCUUUUUGCCCCGGUCAAAAAUUGCCCACGGCCUGAAUGGGUCGCGAAAUAUCGCAACCAGUUCCGCGAUGAUUAUGACAUCCAUUAUGCGCACGCCGACAUCUCAGGAGAGAACAUCCUGUUGGAUCCUGGGACUGGUUCUAUCAUAGGAAUUGUGGACUGGGAAAUGGCCGGCUUUUGGCCCGAGUGGUGGGAGUACAGAAAGGCAUUAUUCGGCUCUCGGUCUCGUGAGCCGUGGAAUGGGAUUUUGAAGCAAAUCAUGGCGGCGUACGAUGCCGAAACUGAGGUUGACAUGGACCUUGAAAUGUUCUGA